AACUCUUUCUCUCUCUUCUGUUAAACCCUAGAUCUCACUCCGGUGAACCUCGUUACACGCUUUCCGAUCCGGAUCCGUGUUUUCACCGUUUGAUUUUCAAAUUUCUUGAUUACAAACCCUAGUUUCUCGAUUUUCCACAUGAAAAUAUGUUUUGUCUUUCGUUUUUUCAUUAAGUAGCUGUUUUUUUGUUUUUCUUGUUUAGUUUUUUUCAGUUUAAUCAUUUUAUGUUAGUGGAUCUGUGUUUAUUUUAUGAUCUGGUCGUUUAGAUCUAUUCGUGAAUGUGUUUUUUUUUUUUAAUUAAAAAUUAUAUAAAAAUUUAUCAGUUUGUUCAGUGGUACUUCAUUGAUGAUCUUGUACUUCAGUUUUGAUUUCCACCAUUGUUUAUGUGAGCUCUGUGGAUAGUACUUGAUUGAGAAUCUGCUUUGGAUCCUUCCAGUGUUGAGUUCUGUACUGUUGAGUGUUGAUAUUAUUAUUGCAUUAAAAAUUUAUUAUUUAUAGUUUGGGCCGAUCCGAUUUAUAUAUGGGCCCGUGUAUUCUUUGGGUUCAGUGACACUACUACAUAGUGGUCAUUCGAUGACCCGAUAGACCCGGCUGAUAUAUGGGCCCAUGUAUUCUUUAAGUGCAUGCACGAUUUUGAAAUAUGUACUAGUUUAUUUUGUGUCUUAACUCUAACUCUUGUCUAUAGUAAAACGAUGAUGCUUAUUUUCAUUAUGAAUGAUGCAAUAUGUAAUGUCUUUGUUCAUUUUUUUUGUCCAGAUUGGGUUAAUAACACAUUAUAUGUUUCUUUUCUGUGUAGUGUAGGAAGACACAUAUUGAAAUAAGAUGGUUAUGGUUGAAGAAGACAGAGUGGUUGUGACCCCUGAUGUGAAAAAUCCGCCAGACAAAGAGCUUUCGGAUUCCAAAGCAGAACCCGAUGAAGGUCUUCCUACAUCUGAAUUAGAAGUUUCUAGUGGUGAUGCAAAUGGAGGGACAUACAAUCAUGAGUUGGACAACACCAUAGAAACUUCUAACUACAAGCCAGAUAAUUCUGAAUCACUUCCCAACGAAGACCAGUCAGGCAAUGCUGAUUCCCCAGACAACAAUCAGCAAUUUGAUUCGGAGGCAACACUCAACAAUCCAUCAGUCGAGUCUGAAACACCCUCUGAUGAUCAGCCUGUUAGUUCUGAGGCUACUCCUGACCAGAAUUUUGCUUCUGAAGCACCACCAAGCAACCUGCCCACUGAUUCCGAGGUGCUUCCAAAUAAUGGUGUGGUUACUUCUGACUUACAAGCUAGUAAUGGUGAGGUUGUAGUGUCUGAAACGCAGCACAGCAGUGAGUUGGCUUUACCCGAAACACAGCAAAACAAUGAAAUGGUUACAUUUGAAACGCAGCAAAGCAAUGAGGUGGUCAUGUCCGAGGCACAUCCUAGCAACGAGACCGCCAUACAUGAAGCACAUACCAGCAAUGAUGUGGUCAUGACUGAAGCCAUGAGUGAACAUGAGUUGACCGCUUCCACAAUUGAUCCCAAUAACCAGCUUUCUCAUCCUGAAACUCACGACUCACAUAAUCAUCAUUUUGAGCCUUUCCAUUUGAUUCCUGAACCUGAAUCUCUAGAAACCAAUUGUGAUCCACCGCCUUGUUCCGAACCAUUUGAAGACAGCCACAUCAGAGACAUUAAACCCAUUCAUCAUGAUCAUCUUUCUCAGUAUGAUACAGUUCCCAACAAUCAUCUGGACCACUCUGAGGCACUGUGCAACCAUCAGCUAACCGAUUCUGACCCUGGACAGCUAGCUAAUUCUCAAAUGUUGCAUCACUAUGAGCUGGAAAAUCAUGAAAAUCAGCUAGUCAACACUCAAGAGCACUAUGGAAUUGUCAAUGCUAACAACAUACCCAGCUAUGAGAUAGUUAAUGCCGACACUCCACUGAACUUUGAGGGACCUACCCCAGAAACUCAGCCAAACAAAAGGAGAAAAAAGAAGUCUAUGGUCUGGGAACACUUUACCAUUGAAAAUGUUGAUCCUGGAUGUAGAAGAGCAUAUUGCAAGCAAUGCAAGCAAAGUUUUGCCUAUAGUACUGGUUCAAAGGUUGCUGGUACCAGUCACCUUAAGCGCCACAUUUCCAGCGGGAAAUGUGCAGCUCUUCUGCGUGGUCAAGAUCUGGCCACAUAUACUCCAAGAGCAAGGGGAACUGGUGCUGCUGGUGCUAGCACUACACCUAAGCGACGUUAUAGGUCUGGAGGUUCUCCGUACAUAAUUUUUGAUCAAGAUCGCUGCCGCCAUGAGAUUGCUAGGAUGAUCAUUAUGCAUGAUUACCCGCUUCACAUGGUUGAGCACCCAGGAUUUGUUGCCUUUGUGCAAAAUCUGCAACCCCAGUUCAAUAUGGUCACCUUUAACACUGUCCAAGGAGACUGUGUUGCAACUUUCCUGGGUGAAAAACAAAACCUUCAGAAAUAUUUUGAGGGAUUACCAGGACGUUUCUGUCUGACACUGGACAUGUGGACCUCGAGUCAAUCUGUAGGGUAUGUAUUUAUAACUGGACAUUUUGUCGAUAGUGAUUGGAAAUUACAGAAGAGAAUUCUCAAUGUUGUGAUGGAACCAUACCCUGAUUCCGAGUCUGCUAUUAACCAUGCUGUUUCUGCAUGCCUUUCUGAUUGGAAUUUAGACGGCAGGUUGUUUUCUAUUACUUGUAAUCAUGCACUGAGUGAGGUUGCUCUUGGAAAUCUCAGAUCACUACUCUCUGCAAAAAAUCCACUUAUCCUCAAUGGUCAGUUGCUGGUUGGAAGUUGUAUUGCCAGAACUUUAAGCAGCAUCGCAAAUGAUUUGCUGAGAUCCAUACAAGACGUAGUGAAAAAAAUCCGGGAUAGUGUAAAAUAUGUGAAGACUUCAGACUUGCACGAGGAAAAAUUCGUGGAGCUCAAACAGCAACUUCAGGUCCCAAGUGAAAGGAGCCUUUUUAUUGAUGACCAAACCCGAUGGAAUACAACAUACCAAAUGCUGGUGGCAGCUUCUGAGCUAAAGGAAGUGUUUUCUUGUUUGGACACUUCCGAUCCUGAUUACAAGGGAGCCCCGUCUAUGCAAGAUUGGAAGCUAGUUGAGACACUCUGCACUUAUUUGAAGCCUCUUUACGAUGCAGCGAACAUCCUUACCACUGCAACUCAUCCCACUGCCAUUACCUUCUUUCAUGAAGUUUGGAAAUUGCAGGGGGAUCUUGCUCGUGCUGUUGAAAAUGAGGAGGAUCCGUUCAUUAGCCAGCUUAUUAAGCCCAUGCAAGAAAAGAUUGACAAGUACUGGAGAGAAUGUUGUCUGGUUCUGGCAAUUGCAGUAGUUAUGGAUCCUCGUUUCAAGAUGAAGCUUGUUGAGUUCAGCUUCCCAAGAGUCUUUGGUGAUGAUUCUCGUGAAUAUGUUAAGAUUGUUGAUGAUGGAGUUCAUGAGCUAUUUAAUGAGUAUGUGGCCCUUCCCCUCCCACUGACCCCGGCUUAUGCAGAAGGAAAUGUGAAGACUGGAGGACCCCCUGGAGGAACUCUGUUAUCAGACAAUGGAUUAACAGAUUUUGAUGCCUACAUCAUGGAAACUAGUAGCCAACAGACGAAGUCUGAAUUGGACCAGUACCUGGAAGAAUCACUGUUGCCAAGGGUACCAGAGUUUGACGUAUUGAGUUGGUGGAAGCUAAACAAACUAAAAUACCCAACUCUUUCGAAAAUGGCCCGGGAUAUAUUGUCUGUUCCAGUUUCCAGUGUUCCUGCUGACUCUAUAUUUGACGAUAAAAACAAAGAGAUGGACCAGUAUAGAAGUUCCUUGCGACCAGAGGUAGUGGAGGCUCUUGUAUGUGCCAAAGAUUGGAUGCAUUAUGGAGCAGCUGAUGCCUCAAAUCCACUUGUGAAAAUUCAAUUCUAGAUUUAAUUUGUUUUGGUUCAGGGAUCCAUUUGGAGGAAGGUAGGAUUGGAUGGAAAAGGGUUGUAGAAUGCUUUGCAAUGUUUGAACCUGAGUGGUGGCUGUACACUAUGAUGCUAGUUUAUGUUAUUUUACUUAUAUACUAUUUCCUAGUUCUCUGUUAGGAUUCUUAUUGACAUUUAAAUGGAUAUUCAGAUAUUCAGAUUUGGAUGAUUGGACUUAA
Molecule: messenger RNA, 4093 nt
Organism: Trifolium pratense (red clover)
Lineage: Eukaryota; Viridiplantae; Streptophyta; Magnoliopsida; Fabales; Fabaceae
Product: zinc finger BED domain-containing protein DAYSLEEPER-like
Exons: 2
Coding region: 823-3873 (1016 amino acids)
Molecular function (GO): protein dimerization activity; DNA binding
Source: RefSeq, a predicted model, not a curated record